This is a messenger RNA of Peromyscus leucopus (white-footed mouse), 6895 nucleotides long. It is a transcript of the gene Ankib1, whose product is annotated as ankyrin repeat and IBR domain containing 1. Gene Ontology annotation, biological process: positive regulation of proteasomal ubiquitin-dependent protein catabolic process; ubiquitin-dependent protein catabolic process; protein polyubiquitination. The record is from RefSeq and is a predicted model, not a curated record. Gene Ontology annotation, cellular component: cytoplasm; ubiquitin ligase complex. Lineage: Eukaryota; Metazoa; Chordata; Mammalia; Rodentia; Cricetidae. Bases 1626 to 4904 code for a protein of 1092 amino acids. Gene Ontology annotation, molecular function: ubiquitin protein ligase activity; zinc ion binding; ubiquitin conjugating enzyme binding. The transcript has 20 exons.
AUGUGUAUAUGAUGUGUAUAUGUGUUGAGGGCUGGCACUCAUGUCCUGUAGCUCAUAUAAAGUUCAGAGGACACCUUUGUGGGGUGGAUUCUCUCCUUCCUCAUUUAAAUUGAUUCCAGGGGUUGAUCUCAGGUUACCAGACUAUCUAUCAUGUUUGGGGAGCGAACGCUUUUAGCUAAUAAGCCACUUCCAGCCCUUUUUAUGUUUAUUUGGUUACUUUACAUAGAUAUCAGUGAUGAUCUGAUCCAAGUGUUCUCGUCCUCUUUGAAAUAAAGACAUGAAUAUUGAAGUGAACACAUCUCUCAUUUCUUGAAUACAAAUGUGUAUGUGUAUGUAUGUGUAUACAUAUUUAGAAGUUAGUAUAAAAGCCUGGUGAAACAUCAGAAUGUAAUGAAUUGGUUCCUAGGUGAUAAUUCUUGUUAUCAGCAAUAUAUAUGCUAAUUGGAUGUAGACUGCUUAUUCUUUUUUGGGCAUAUAUUGAUUAUACAUUAUGUUGGCUUUCCUAAGGACAUAUUGUACCUGACUUUGUCCUCACAGCACACACAUAGCCUCAUACCUCCCAUUAGUCCCUUCAUUCUCCUAAACAAUUUCACUUCUCUUUCCAUGCCAUAUAUACAUACAUGGUUUGAUGUAUUUAUAUAUCAUCUAAAAAUCUAUAAAUGAGAGAGAGCAUGAUAUUUAUCUGAGUCUGAUUUAAUUUAACACAAUAAUCUCCAAUUGCAUCCAUUUCCCUGCAAAUGACACGUGUGCUUCUUCAUAGUUGGAUAAAAUUCCAUUAUAAAUGUACAUAACUUCUUUGUCCAUUCCUCUGUUGACAGACAGCUAGGUUGAUUCCAUAAUUUACCUAUUGUGAAUAAUAAUACAACAAUGUACAAGUAUCUCUGUGAUGCUGACUUGGAAUUCUUGGAGUAAAUACCUGGGUCAUAUGAUAGAUGUAAUUUUUGUCUUUUGAGGAGCCUUCAUACUGAUUUUGUGGUGGUUGGAUUAAUUUACAUUCUCACCAGCAGCAAAUAAGAGUUCAGUUUUGUUUGCAUCCUCACCAAGAUUUGUUGUUCGUUUCUUAAUGAGUGCCAGUCUGACUGCAGGAUGGGGAUGGCAUCUCAGGGUUGUUUUAUUUUAUAUUUCCCUGAUGUCUAGUGAUGUUGAACAGUUUUUCCACAUUAUUGGCCAUUUUGUAUUUCAUCUUUUAAGAACUGUUUGUUCACUUCAUCAGUAUGGCUGGAAUUUGACUCCAGUGUGAGCUUUUGGGAAGGGUUCAAAUACACUUUUUUUCCCCCCAGUAUAGAUAUACACUUGACCGAGUGUUUACUGAGAAGGCCAUCCUGCGAGGGAGUUUUUUUUCUUAAGAUAGAUAGUAAUAGAACAUGUUCAGAUCAGCAUCAUUUCUGGAUUCUAAGGAAUUGGUACUGUGGACGAGAUAGGCACAUGAAAGAAUUGAAAAAGGAAGGCUAUCCACAGGUAAAUAUGGAACUGUGUCUUUGUUCUGCAGGGGAUAUACUUUCAUUGAAACAGGAAGAGAGGAGGGAAACAAGUUCAAGUGCAAGAAUAUACAACAUGUUGUAGAAGUAUUCAAGAAGUGGCUGAAGGAAGAAAGUGCCACUGCCUAUCAGAAAAUAAAACAAAACAUGGGAAAUACAACCACCAAAUUCCGCAAAGCACUCAUCAAUGGUGAUGAAAACCUGGCUUGCCAAAUAUAUGAAAAUAAUCCUCAGCUAAAAGAAUCCCUUGAUCCAAAUACAUCUUAUGGAGAGCCCUAUCAGCACAACACUCCAUUACACUAUGCUGCUAGACAUGGAAUGAACAGAAUAUUAGGGACUUUUCUUUUUGGUAGAGAUGGAAACCCAAAUAAACGGAAUGUGCAUAAUGAAACAUCUAUGCAUUUGUUGUGUAUGGGAUCUCAAAUCAUGAUCUCUGAAGGCACCCUUCAUCCUCGCUUAGCACGCCCCAUGGAAGAUGAUUUCAGAAGGGCGGAUUGUCUGCAGAUGAUAUUAAGAUGGAAAGGAGCAAAACUUGACCAGGGUGAAUAUGAAAGAGCAGCUAUUGAUGCUGUUGAUAACAAAAAAAACACACCCCUUCACUAUGCUGCAGCCUCAGGGAUGAAAGCCUGUGUAGAGCUUUUAGUAAAACAUGGAGGCGACUUGUUUGCUGAAAAUGAAAAUAAAGACACUCCUUGUGACUGUGCCGAAAAGCAGCACCACAAAGACCUGGCCCUCAGUCUGGAGUCUCAGAUGGUUUUCUCUCGUGACCCAGAGGCUGAGGAAAUAGAAGCUGAGUAUGCUGCAUUAGACAAACGAGAGCCAUAUGAAGGACUGAGGCCUCAGGAUCUUCGUAGAUUAAAGGAUAUGCUUAUUGUGGAGACUGCAGACAUGCUCCAGGCCCCUCUGUUUACUGCUGAAGCUUUACUUCGAGCUCAUGAUUGGGACAGAGAGAAAUUACUUGAAGCUUGGAUGUCCAACCCAGAGAACUGCUGCCAGCGGUCAGGUGUGCAGAUGCCAACCCCACCACCAAGUGGGUGCAAUGCCUGGGACACACUUCCCUCCCCGAGAACUCCACGGACCACACGCUCCUCUGUCACCUCUCCAGAUGAAAUCAGUCUGUCUCCUGGGGACUUAGAUACCAGUUUGUGUGACAUUUGCAUGUGCAGUAUUUCUGUAUUUGAAGACCCCGUGGAUAUGCCCUGUGGACAUGAUUUCUGUAGAGGAUGUUGGGAGUCGUUUUUAAAUCUGAAAAUUCAAGAAGGUGAAGCCCAUAACAUUUUCUGCCCUGCAUAUGAGUGCUUUCAACUUGUGCCUGUGGAUAUUAUAGAAAGUGUAGUUUCUAAGGAGAUGGACAAACGCUACCUACAGUUUGAUAUUAAGGCCUUUGUUGAAAACAAUCCUGCCAUUAAAUGGUGUCCUACUGCAGGCUGCGAAAGAGCAGUCCGGCUGACCAAGCAGGGGUCCAGUCCCUCGGGGGCUGACACGCUCAGCUUCCCCCUGCUGAGAGCCCCUGCCGUGGACUGCGGCAAAGGACACCUCUUCUGCUGGGAGUGCCUUGGUGAAGCACAUGAGCCUUGUGACUGCCAAACAUGGAAAAACUGGCUACAAAAAAUAACUGAAAUGAAGCCAGAGGAACUCGUUGGAGUCAGUGAAGCCUAUGAGGAUGCUGCCAAUUGUCUGUGGUUGUUAACUAACUCCAAACCUUGUGCAAACUGUAAGUCUCCAAUACAGAAGAAUGAAGGCUGCAAUCAUAUGCAGUGUGCCAAGUGCAAGUAUGACUUUUGCUGGAUCUGCCUAGAAGAAUGGAAGAAACAUAGUUCUUCCACUGGUGGUUAUUACAGAUGUACUCGCUAUGAAGUCAUUCAGCACGUAGAGGAACAAUCCAAGGAAAUGACUGUGGAGGCUGAGAAGAAACAUAAACGGUUUCAGGAACUUGACAGAUUUAUGCACUAUUAUACAAGAUAUAAAAACCAUGAGCAUAGUUAUCAGUUAGAACAGCGCCUUCUUAAAACAGCCAAAGAAAAGAUGGAACAAUUGAGUAGAGCUCUCAAAGAAACUGAAGGAGGCUGUCCAGACACCACGUUCAUCGAAGAUGCGGUACACGUUCUCCUGAAGACCCGACGCAUCCUCAAGUGUUCUUACCCGUACGGAUUCUUCUUAGAACCUAAAAGCACAAAGAAAGAGAUUUUUGAACUCAUGCAAACAGACCUAGAAAUGGUCACUGAAGACCUUGCCCAGAAAGUCAAUAGGCCUUAUCUCCGUACCCCCCGCCACAAGAUCAUCAGAGCAGCAUGCCUUGUGCAGCAGAAAAGGCAAGAGUUCCUGGCAUCUGUAGCUCGUGGAGUUGCUCCUGCAGACUCACCAGAUGCUCCCAGGCGCAGCUUUGCCGGUGGAACAUGGGAUUGGGAAUAUUUAGGAUUUGCAUCACCUGAGGAAUAUGCUGAAUUUCAGUAUCGGAGGAGGCACAGACAGCAGCGUCGUCGAGGAGAUGUGCACAGCCUGCUCAGUAACCCUACAGAUCCCGACGAGGCGAGCGAAAGCACUUUCGCAGACAUACCAGAAGGUGGCAGCAGCCGCAGGCCUGGGGCAUCGGUGGUGAGCUCUGCGUCUAUGAGUGUCCUGCACAGCUCCUCCCUUCGGGACUACAGCCCUGCCAGCCGCUCCGCAAACCAGGACUCGCUUCAGGCUCUGAGUUCCUUGGAUGAAGAUGACCCCAAUAUCCUUCUUGCCAUUCAGCUGUCACUGCAAGAGUCUGGGCUGGCCAUCGAUGAAGAGACCAGAGACUUCCUUAAUAAUGAAGCAUCCCUAGGGGCCAUAGGCACUUCUUUACCUUCCCGGCUGGACUCUGUGCCCAGGAGCACAGAUAGUCCUCGGGCUGCACUGAGCAGCUCUGAGCUACUGGAACUUGGUGACAGCCUCAUGAGACUAGGAGCGGACAGUGACCCAUUUUCAACUGACACUUUGAGUUCACGACCUCUUAGUGAGACGAGAAGUGAUUUCUGUCCCUCUUCCAGUGACCUUGACUCAGCUGGCCAGGACCCCAGUGCCAAUGACAAUCUUCUUGGCAAUAUUAUGGCUUGGUUUCAUGACAUGAACCCUCAGAGUAUCGCCCUGAUUCCUCCAGCAGCAGCCACAGAGAUGAGUGCAGAGCCUCAGUGUCCCUGUGGCGGAGCUGGGCCGGAAGGUGUGAGGGACGUGGGAAUCAUGCCGCCAGAAGACUCCGUGUCCAAAGAUGCUGGUGUCCAUGAAGGUGAAAGAACCCAGGUGGAAGAAAACCCUCUGGAAGAGAAUAUUCUGGCCAGGGAAGAGUUGUCUCAAGCUGGUGACAGUAGUAAUGAGGCAGUCGGCAGAGGGGAUGGGUCAGAGGCUGCCAGUCAAACCCCUCAAACCUCAAGUGACUGGCUCGAGCAAGUCCAUUUAGUGUGACCUGCACGGUUGCUCUCCAGGUGACUCGCAGUCCAGGGGUGUGUUAGGAGAGUAUGCUUUAUACAGACUUUAUCCACUCAAUUUGAACUCAGUGGAAACCACUGAUGUUAGGAUUGAAUGCAAAGGAGUUCGCUCAGAUGAUGGCUUCAGUGUCGACUUGAACCUUACAGGGAAUGUCUUUUGAGUUUAUCCCUUUUCUAGUGACAGGAGCAGGAGAAGACAGUGGAAGAAACGGGUUGACACCCACAUUCUGAGAGAAGGCAGUGCUCUGUCUAGCCUGGAGUUGGCAGUGUUUAAGUCGACCGUUUCUAUCCAAGGCUUACUCCUUAAUCCUUAGACGGCUUUCCCCUUUCCAAACAGUGAGGAGUUGUCGUCAUCUUGGAAGCUGGGCUGGACAGGUCUGACAACGUGUGUCCUCAGUGUCUGUGUACUCUCUUCAGGAGCCUCCUCCCCUCAUCCCAGCAGUGUGAGCUGUGGUGUCCGUUCUGCUUCAUACCCGUCUGCCGCAGUGCGAUGGUCUGUCUGUCUGUCACGUGAAUCAAAAGUUCCUUCUCAUGUCUAUUCACGGUCCACUUGUGCCAAACUGACUCGUGCGCUGACUACUGAGGCGUGGAGGUGUGCUGCGUCCUAGUGUGCUCCAGGGCAGUGUCGGCCUUGUCGGGAGUGAAAGGUGCCACUCGGUAGCAAUGAUGUUCCAGAAGUUAAUGGGCUUUUGUUGCCAUGGAGACUGCAUUUAAAUAAAUGUAGCCUGUAGCUUAAGUAAACUAAAGCUAAUGCUGCUGUUAAAACAGUUUAUUUUAAUAUUAAAAUACAGUUGAUUAGCAACAGCGGUGCUGUAUUUAAGAGACACUUUAUUGGAAGUGCAAUCAUAGUUCUUUGUUUUCACAAUUUUACAGUGCAUUCUAAUUACUAACGGGUGCAAUUACUUUUAAUGGUGUUUUAUAACAUAGAAAAACUGGAGUUUUCAUGAGUUACAGUAAGUCCCACAGUUACUAAAAAAUUCAAUACAACAUCCUACGCAACAUGUUACCGUGCCUUUGCCUAACCUAAAUGGAUAGUUGCCAGUUAAGUAAGUCAGUAAUUCAAAGUUCAGUGUCUCUUCUGAAGUAACUAUGCUAUGAAUUGCAAAGACCUCCAUGAAACCACCCAUGGCCUUGCCUUUACAGUAACUAUGACAACUAAGUGUUUAGUUCGUUUGCCUAGAUAGCAAAUGCUGCUGCUGUGUCUGUUCUCUUGCGCAGUGCUCAUCUGCUGUGUGGUCACUGUGGAGUACUGAAAACCCAACCUCCUAGUUACCAGUGUCCUCCUGUGAAGAAAUGCUGGUCUUAGUGCUAAUUAAGAUACAGUGGUACAGUGUGUAAUUAAACUAGAGUCAACUGUUGGAAUGGCUCUUUUACUGACUAUUAUUAAAGCUAGCGUAACAUAAGCACCGUAGAUAGACGGAGCACUCCAUGGAGUGCUUUGCCAUUGUUACCAGAAACCAAAAUUUCUCUACUGAGUUUGUACAGGGAAGGCCUAGGCCAGGUAAAAGAUUGUCCUUAAUACUGAUAUCCAUAGUUAUCGUUUUCAUUACCUCUUUUUCAGACCUUGCUUUUGAGAUAUUCAUGUACUUUGAUUUCAUGUGGCCAAGACAUUGUGCUUGAAUAUUUCAUUGGUAAUCGUUCGUGGCUAUCAGGAGUUCCUAAUAGUUUUGAUUUCACCAGUCACCACAACAUUGCUCUGAGUCCCUUUAAAGUUAGUGGGAGACGUGCUAGUUUGUCUGCAGUGUGUUACUGUAUAGUGAACUGAAACAGUCCAUUACAGGGGUUUAUUUGGAUUAAAAAUAGGAACACCAUACAGUUUCUAGACCAGGGUGUAACUUUUCCAGGAGAAAGCACUUGCAUCUCUAGAGGCGUUUUGUACAGGCACGAUGAGGAGUAGGCAUGCUCUGUCUAGAGGAGGGGUACCUGUGGAGAGGGGUGUGUGUGUGUGGAGAGGGGGUGUCUGUGGAG